This is a messenger RNA of Durio zibethinus, 828 nucleotides long. The record is from RefSeq and is a predicted model, not a curated record. Lineage: Eukaryota; Viridiplantae; Streptophyta; Magnoliopsida; Malvales; Malvaceae.
AGCUGAAAAAACCCUAGCUAUAUUAUCUGCACUCUUUAUGCUUUCGACUUUUGAAACCCUAGCCCCCCUCGUCUUCUCCAUCAAAGAGCAAGCCGAAUAAUGCCGCCCAAGUUCGAUCCAUCGCAAGUCGUCGACGUCUUCGUCCGCGUCACCGGCGGCGAAGUCGGCGCAGCCAGUUCCCUCGCUCCGAAGAUCGGUCCACUCGGUCUUUCUCCCAAAAAGAUCGGUGAAGACAUCGCCAAAGAAACCGCCAAGGACUGGAAGGGUCUCCGUGUCACCGUCAAGCUCACUGUCCAGAACCGUCAGGCGAAAGUCACGGUGGUUCCUUCGGCGGCUGCGCUGGUAAUCAAGGCGUUGAAGGAGCCCGAGAGGGAUAGGAAGAAGACCAAGAACAUCAAACAUAACGGGAACAUCGGCCUUGAUGACGUCAUCGAGAUUGCCAAGGUAAUGAGGCCGAGGUCGAUGGCUAAGGAUUUGAAAGGGACGGUCAAGGAGAUCUUGGGCACGUGCGUUUCUGUUGGUUGUACGGUUGACGGGGAAGACCCUAAGGAUUUGCAGCAGGAGAUCGAUGAUGGCGAUGUUGAUGUUCCUUUGGAGUGAUAAAGCUUUUUUAAAAAUUUUUUUUAAAGAUUAUUACCAUGUUUGUCCUUUUUAAAUUUUUGUUUAAUUUUAAGUUUUUGGACAAUUUGCGGAUAUUUUUAUCAGAUGUUUUUGAGUUUAAAAUCUAGACGAUUUUACCAUUUAUGAAUCUUUUCACGUAGAUUUGCAAAUCUAAAAACAUUAUAUGAAAAUAGGAGACAAUGAUGAUAUGGUUUAAAAUUUUAGCAA